AAAACAAACCACGAUGUUCGCCACCACUUAGAAGUUAGCACUCGUGCUAGCUAUAGUGGAUCAACAUGGCCACAUCGAGCAUGGACCGUUUCUUUGCUAUUCCGGAGCUACUCUCACAAGUGUUCCGAUUACUAGAGCCGCCAUCGAACGCGCGAAACGCUCGAGUCUGUCGAGCAUGGAGCGAACUUGCUCUCGACGAAGUAUGGAGAGAGGCCAACGCGGGUACUUUCCAAUCCUUGGCAGAAAUGAGUCCCUCUAUCAUCGACCCACAUCUUAUGGAAUUCACACGGCCGGUUCUGGUCAAGGACUGGCAACGCUUUCUCCGCAACUCUGAAAGGGUCAGAGUUUUCCAAGGAAAAUUCUACGGCGGUUUACAUCGACUCAUCUCCACUGCCGUUAUUGAGAUCGCAAAAACGCGCACCGUCGCGACCGUCUUUCCGAACCUACGCGCCAUAUAUGCCUCGACGGAUGAGCUCGACCUCAUCUACAUGAGCGGCUCAGUGACCAAGCUGCAUCUCAGUCUCAAUUACACACCAGACGAGCUGUUGACCCCAUUGUCGUAUACUGCUCUCUUCCGGCAUAUAGCUGAUCGGAUGCCUCGUAUAACGAUACUGGAGCUAUGGUCGUGGAAGCUCUCUGACAUCUACCACGAAAACAUCACGGGCCUCAUCGACUCGCUUCCAGAGCUGCAGAUCGUCAUGUUGCCGAGAUAUUUCUUUACCACGCGCAUCGCGCACUCACUAUCCCGUCUCCGCCACCUUCAGGAGAUAAACAUGCAAUUCGACGACGUCGAGGGCGACGAGCUCGCCCUCAGCUCGUCCAUGACACCGAAGUGCACCCUCGAAGAGGGCGCGUUCCCCAAACUGUCCGUCAUAACCUUCUCCGCGUCCACAGUCCCAGAUAUACUGGCAUUUUUCACGCAGCCGGCUUUUCCGCUGGCGAAUCUGACGGUGGUCUGGGUCCACGCACCGAUUGUUCCAGAUCCGUCACAUGUGGAGACUCUCUUCGCCGAUCUGUUGAGAGCGGUACCGAGCAUGGUAGACCUGAGCCUCGGACUGCUCAGGCUUUCGUACACCGGUCCAUCUGACCUCGAGGAUGUCAAACCGCUCACUCUACGAACCAUACUCCCCGUCACCCGUUGGUCGUCCCUCCGCAGCUUCAGCGUCAGCCAUCCACGUCCCAUCUCUCUCACGGACGACGAGGUGGAAGCGUUCGCGCGAGCGCUACACGUCGAUUUCGAAGAACUGCUGCUGAAUCCGAACCCGCUCAUCGCCACGCCACCCACUCUCACGCUCAAAGCGUUCCUACCCAUCGCCUCGCGGUUUCGAAAAUUGAAGGAGCUCGGGCUCUACUUCGAUGCGACCAUCGUCCCCCCACGUCCCACCUCGCAUCGAGGCCGUUUCGCGCCAGACCUCGUAUUCUGGGUCGGACGUUCCUAUCUCCCCGUCUCGCCGCUCUCGUCGUACGCCACCGUAGCCCGUUUCCUCGCCCUCUUCAUACCCGUGGAAACGACGUGGUACUUGCCGGGCGAAGGCCCGAUCUUUACAAGGUUCACGAGCGACUGGUUGGACGAGAUGUCGGGCAGUUUGUCGGACGUGAAGGGGUUUAAGCAGGGGUGGAAGUUGGUGCAGGCGAUGGUGUUGGUUGUGCUGGAAGAGAGGAAGGCGAGGGAGGAUGCGGUGCAGACGUUGACGCGGGUUAUUGAGUCGGAGUUGACCAUCGCGGGUGAACCAUAGGGGGGCAGUUAUGUCGAUAUCUUGUUUUCGAUUCAUUCGAUCUUCAUUUUAUGGUGGUACAUCUAUUUGUAUGCUGUAUAUGGCCUCCUGUUACAAAUUUACAACAUCCCGAUACUUGAACAUCGUCGGACACUAGCUCUAUGGACGAAGAACCCGAGAGAAUACAUCACGUAGGAUAUAGUACACUUAUACAGUAGCAGCACAAACCAUUGUC
This is a messenger RNA of Stereum hirsutum FP-91666 SS1, 1950 nucleotides long. RefSeq lists its product as uncharacterized. The coding region runs from base 66 to 1736 and encodes 556 amino acids. The transcript is spliced from 2 exons. NCBI's taxonomy places the organism in Eukaryota, Fungi, Basidiomycota, Agaricomycetes, Russulales, Stereaceae. The record is from RefSeq and is a predicted model, not a curated record. Gene Ontology annotation, molecular function: protein binding.